AUUUAUGAAGCUGGAAACGUUUCCACAAUCUUGACCCACUACGGGUUAUGCUACUUUGUGGAAGUGGAAGCGGAUGUCCGUAACAUACAUUGCGUCUUGGAUCCGCAAGAGUAUGACUAUUUGAUCUACGGAUACAACGCAGUGGGAUUUCGCAUAUGGCUACAUUUUACCAAGAAACAGGCGAUAGCCGAUUUGAAAGUAGACGAGCACUCUACAUACGUUGAUCUUCAUUCCGCGGAUGCUCAAAUCAAAGGCAUUCGUCCAAACGAAGUGAUUGUCGGCUCAGAUUUUGACACGGUGAUCCGUGUUGUUGGGAACUUGAAGGCUCGUACAAGAUGUCAAGCAAUCACUUACCCAUCAUGCGGCCUAUCAUGUUUGGGUACUGAGAAUGAUGUCAGUGAGCAGGAUAACGCGUUUAAAAACAAAGGAACCUUCAAAUGGCAGCCAGAGAAUUUGCAUUCAGGGAAGUUUCCAAAUAUACCUGAGAAUUCUUGCUUGCCAUAUGUGCUCUCCGCUUUACAACUUUCAAAAUCUUCCGUAUAUCAGAAACUGCUGGCACUGAAAAAUCCAACAAUAUUUCAGAGAAAUGCACUUGCGGUCUCGAUGGGUUUACGCAUUCAACAACGCGCUUUCCUACGACUGGCCAACGCUACCGCAUUUGAAGAGCUGCGCGCAUCACUGGACGCGUUUGGUGAUUUACAAAAUGGACUAGAGAACAUUUCAACACAAGUCUAUAAUAUUCGCCGGCGCCUAGGGAGCGAUGAUGUGAAAUUUACACAGCUUAUUCGAGUAGAAAUCGGUUAUGUUUUCACAGUACCACAUCCAAUUGUUUCCCGUGAUUCAUUUAUAGGAAGUGUAAGUUACGCUUUAAGCUGUGCAGAGGAACACUGGCUAGCAGGUUAUUCCACGAACACCUUCACCAAGCAUCAAACUAAUACUGCUAGUGACUACAUUCUUGAUCCGAGUUGGAACUAUCUGAUUAAAGAAGACAUGGAUCGCCGUAGUCGGCUAGAGCUGCAAAUACUAGACAUGUUUUUCAAGAAUAUCUCUCCCCAAACUGUUUUAAAAGAACUCUUGCGACGUCACUUACGCAGCCUUUCCGCAGUACGUAUGCAGCUUCGGCCAAGAAAAGUGGCAGGGCCCUCUACUGUUGCCCCUCUAGACGUCCAACUUCCGAGAGGAAUCGAAGUGAUUUCUACCUUUUCCCCAACAAUAUCAUGUAAUAAUGAACUACCAGAGAGUAUGCGAUAUGCAUAUGACAAUGAACUGCUUGAAUUGGGAGAGAGCGUAGCUUCUACCUUACAAAGGCUUGAUUGGUUUUCCAACCACAUGCAAGAAAUUGUCAAGGUGAAUCGAGCCGUAAUUAGCACCUUUCAGCUUUCGCACGCAAAUCUCUCACAAGUUCCACACACAAGCCUUGUAUCCUUCUCAGUGCAAGUCGAAAGAGAUGCCAGCACGAUGGUCGCCCACAGCCUCUCUUCAUUAGACAACUUGCUCAGUUCAUUUAGUAAGUUUUUGAGUAACUAUAGACAAUGA
Molecule: messenger RNA, 1536 nt
Organism: Dicrocoelium dendriticum
Lineage: Eukaryota; Metazoa; Platyhelminthes; Trematoda; Plagiorchiida; Dicrocoeliidae
Source: the annotation of a GenBank genome assembly